GCGACCUGCGCAGGAGAAGCCCACCCUCCACCCCGUCCAGACCGCGAUGCCGGCCCCGCCCUGCGCCUCCUGCCAGAAGGCCCGCGCCGCGCUCCGCCGCCCGCGCUCGGGCCGCGCGCUGUGCGGCGCCUGCUUCUGCGCCGCCUUCGAGGCCGAGGUGCUGCACACGGUGGAGGCGGGCCGCCUGCUGCCGCGCGGCGCCGUGGUGGCCGUGGGCGCGUCGGGCGGCAAGGACUCCACGGUGCUGGCGCACGUGCUGCGCGAGCUGGCCCCGCGCCUGGGCGUCGCGCUGCGCCUGGUGGCGGUGGACGAGGGCAUCGGCGGCUACCGCGACGCGGCGCUCGCGGCCGUGCGGCGCCAGGCGGCGCGCUGGGGGCUCCCGCUCACCGUGGUGGCCUACGCCGACCUCUUCGGGGGCUGGACGAUGGACGCCGUGGCCCGCAGCACCGCCGGCUCGGGCCGCAGCCGCGCCUGCUGCACCUUCUGCGGGGUGCUGCGGCGCCGGGCGCUGGAGGAAGGGGCGCGCCUCGUGGGAGCCACGCACAUCGUGACGGGCCACAACGCGGACGACAUGGCGGAGACGGUGCUCAUGAACUUCCUGCGCGGCGACGCGGGCCGGCUGGCGCGCGGCGGGGGCCUGGGCUCGCCGGGCGAGGGGGGCGCCCUGCCGCGCUGCCGCCCGCUGCAGCUGGCCUCGCAGAAGGAGGUGGUGCUGUACGCGCACUUCCGCCGCCUCGACUACUUCUCCGAGGAGUGCGCGUACGCGCCCGAGGCCUUCCGCGGCCACGCGCGCGACCUGCUCAAGCGGCUGGAGGCGGCGCGCCCGUCGGCCGUGCUGGACCUGGUGCACUCGGCCGAGCGCCUGGCGCUGGCCCCCGCCGCGCGGCCCCCGCCCCCCGGCGCCUGCUCCCGCUGCGGGGCGCUGGCCAGCCGCGCGCUCUGCCAGGCCUGCGCGCUCCUGGACGGCCUGAACCGCGGCCGGCCCCGCCUGGCCAUCGGCAAGGGCCGCCGGGGGCUGGACGAGGAGGCGCCGCGGGCCCGGGAGCCCGAGGGGGGCCCGGCCCCGGCCUCCUCCCAGGCCGUGCCCACCUUCUAGUGAGCCCAGGACCCCAAAACUGGAUUUGCCACCCACCCCCGUGUCUCUGUGACGGGCCAGGGCCGGCCCAGUGGACUGCGAGACCUCGGGCUGAGAACUCAGAGCUCGGUGCCCGGGUCAGUGACCCAGCCUCCCCGGGCAUCUGUCUCCACAUCUAAAGGAGGAAUCUAAGCACUUCUGGAAAGUUCCACAGCGUGCGCAUUAGUGUGUGCGAUCUGACUGUCCACGUGAGGGUGUGACCUCCAGGCUGGCGGGGGCACACUGGUGUUCCCAGCCCCACCCUCAGCCUUCGCUGGGCUGCUCCCUGGUCAAAAGAUCAUCCCUUCCCGCCUUCCUGCUCAAAUCCUUCAGGGCCCUGCUUGAGCUGCUGAUUCUCUUCUAUUUUUAAAAGACUUAAUGAGACAUUUUAGUCUCUGUAUAAUUUUUCCAAAAGUCCAUUAACACAUGUCCAUUCAGACUCAACCACAUUUCCCAAGCUCGGGAAGGCGCUGUUCGCAUCGCUGGCACUAGAGGUCACUAUGCCUACGCCUUGCAUACGGGCACUGCCUGUCUCGCAGUCUCCCUUUUCCCCGGCCCACCAGGAAGCUCUGCUCACUCCUGCCAUCUCCCCAGGGGGGUCGUUGCAACAAGGCCCCCAGGGUGACACAGUCUGACCUUAAGGUCCCCAUAUAAACACUGGGCCCAUAUUUUCAUUUAUGCCACAAACAAGAACAAUGUGUCCACAGGGAUAAACUGGGGGAGGCAUGUACUUAUAAGCAUGCACACCAUAUGGGUAAGUGGAGUGGAUGGGGGAGACAAGGUACCCUGUGGGAGGAGGCAGGGAGCUCUUCAGAUUUGGGGGGAGUGCUCCUGGCAGAGGAACAGCCAGUGCCCACUCAAAAGCAGGGGAAGGGUGAGUGGGGAGAGAUGGCACAGGCACGACUUAGGUUUUGAGACAGAGCCGCAGAGGAGUUUGCGCAGAAGUGAUCAGGAUUGUCCUUUAUUCACACAGCAAACAUUUACCAGCAGUUCCCUGGAGCCAGGCACUGCUUGGGGCGGGGGUGGGGGGGGGGAACAGCUGAGUCAGCCCUGGCCUAUCCUGCCCUCAGCAGGCUGCCUGUCUGGUGAAGGAGGCCAGACACUGACAGUGGCAAGUCAAAACCCAGGACACGUGGCACCCUGGGGCUUACUAAGGGGGAAGCCCCAGGUGGACUUUCGACUGAGGUGAUAGGGCAUCCAGGAGGGUUUAGAGCAGACAGGGCUAACUCAGGGUGUCAGAAAGAAUAUUCUGGAGCUGUGACCAAGAAAAUUGUAGGGAGAGGAGGACUUACAGACCAGAAGAUCAAGGAGAAGGCAAAACUGAGGUAGCAAGGGGGAGGUGAUGGUGGAGGCAGGUGAAGACUGUUCCAGAAACUUUCACCAAGGCUUGUGUGUCUUGUAAGCAUAAGCGUGCCAGGAGCAAAUGGCUGUGGACACGAGAGGCAUCUCGCCUAAAUGGAACAGAAACAGAGAUAGUGCCACUCAGGCAGAGGCCACCGCAACAUGGGGUGUGUGAUGAGGGAGGCACCAGAGGCAUAAGGGUGGAGGGGGCUCUGCUGGCACGUGUGUGCUUGCUUCACGCAGCUCCUGUGUAAACACAAGGGACGCUUCGUCCUUGGUGAGUGUGGUGGUGGGUGUGCGAAAGGAGCUGAGGAAGCUCCCCCUUAGUAAGCCCCAGGGUGCCCUGGGGUCCCACACCCUGGGGUCAGAGCAUUCUCCCUGCAGGAAUUUGGAGCCCACUCUCAGAAAACAUGGGCUUCCCCACUUUUCCCUCUGUACUCUCCUGAGGCUGGGUAAUGAGAAAACUGCCAAGCCUGAAGAGGUAGAGGUAGGGGUGUUCUCUCCUUUUAGAGAGAAGACUGAUAAUGUCACUCAUUCAGACUGUCACAGAAAUCUGGCUGCAUGCCAAGUACUGGGAUGGGCUUGGGGGAUUUCUGCAGACAAGAGUCCUACCUUUGUGAAGCCUCAGUUCUAGUAAGAGAGAUGUUUCUUCAUCCCAUAAGCGUUUAUUGAACACCUACUAUGUGUCAUGUCACAGAAGCUAGCAGAUAAAAUGGGUGUAAUUCCUGCCCCAUCAGAAAUUGACACUCAAGUUUAACAGAUGACUCCUAAAAGCAAGAAAAUAAAACAUGAAGGGCAUCCAAGAGUGACAGUACCAUGAGAGAAUAAAAACAAUGGCAUGGGCCUCCCUGGUGGUGCAGCAGAUUGAGCAUAGCGCUGUGAAGCUGUCCACAGCCUCUGCAGCGCGGGUUCGAUUCCCGGCCGGCCAGGGAGAUACCCACAUGGUGUGGCAGACCUCUCCUGUCUCGCCCACUGCUCCCCUCAGCAGUGUCUUUGGUCUGUCUGCCUGUUCUGCUCCCCCCCUCUCUCUGGUGAAUUCUCUCACCCUCCCACACCUCUCACCUGUACCCCAGUUCUUGUAUAAAUAAAUAACUCUUAAAAAAAAAACAAUGGCAACACUAAACAAGGAAGUAAACGCAUAAAGAAGUUAUAGAUUGAAGUAGGACACAGAAAGGAAACCAACCAAGGGCUGCGUUUCUACCAGAAGGAAAUGUCUACUCCAGUGAAGGUGAUUCUCAAGCUCAGAUUUGACGGAUGGUCGUGGACAGAGAGGUAGAAGCAUAUUCCAAGCUGGGGGAACUGCAAAAAUAAAGGCCCUGAGGUGGGAACACACCCAUCAGGUCAAUAAAACCGAAGUCCAAGGGGGUGAAGCCCAGGGCAUGAUGGAGCUAUGAGGCUGGAGAGAGGGACAUGUUUAGCCAGACAUAGAGUGCCUUGCAGACAUUUAGACUUUUAUUAUAAUUGUAGCUGGAAAUCAUGGAUGGGUUUUAGGCAGGUUUUAACAUGAUACUGUUUCAUGUUUUGAGAGCACACUGGCUGCCGGAGAAUGGACUG
Molecule: messenger RNA, 4009 nt
Organism: Talpa occidentalis (Iberian mole)
Lineage: Eukaryota; Metazoa; Chordata; Mammalia; Eulipotyphla; Talpidae
Gene: CTU1
Product: cytosolic thiouridylase subunit 1
Exons: 3
Coding region: 47-1096 (349 amino acids)
Biological process (GO): tRNA wobble position uridine thiolation
Cellular component (GO): cytosolic tRNA wobble base thiouridylase complex; mitochondrion
Molecular function (GO): tRNA binding
Source: RefSeq, a predicted model, not a curated record